AACCACCCAACAAACAAGUCCAAGUCCAAGACAACCUGGAAUUUCUUGUCCCAGCGCGCUGUUGAUUCCUACGGUUUCGGAAGUUUCCGGGUUAAACAAAUGGAUCACAUAAAGCCACAUUUUAUUAUCAUAUUUUAAAUUUUUUGGUGCCACCCAAAGAUUCAGAUUGCAGAAAAUCUUUUGGAUUUGAGGCCAAGGUAGGGAUAAGUUGAUGGGGGCGUAACAGAGCCACAAAAGGAGGGGAAUUUCGGUUUUCAAAACCUCUUUUUCUCAACAGAAAAAAAAAAUGUUGCAGAAACUGUGUUUGAUGGCUUCUCAUGGAUGCCCUCCGGGUCUUGUUUUGCAACAAGAGCUGCCCAUGGUUGGCUGCAGCAUCACCAAGGUUUGUCAACCAAUAUUGCCUUCUCCUGUACUGAAGCCAGAAAUUAUCAGAUAUGGAUCCCCGCUAAAUCCAUUUGAGUCAAGCAAGUCCCGAAAUGAGUGUUUUGAUUCCAAUCAGAUUGUAAACGUGAACUUGUCGACUCAAAGGCCCAUGCUUAUUGAUGUCCAAGCAACAUAUCCAAGCCCAGUACCUUUUGGCAUUGGCAUCGUUGAACAAUGCACCGAGCACAAUAAAUUUGUGCAGUUUACCAUGUCUGAGAGUGCUGAAGCUGGGAUAGGUGGAAUACAUAUUUCUUUGUUGUCUGACUUGAUGGAUUUGCAAUUGUCAGGCAUUGAUGAACCUCAAAAACCAUUGACACCUCUUAUCCCAAAAAGCAAAUUCUUCAUCCCAAAGAUUUUGCUAGAUAUUUUUCAAGAUUCGGCCUUUAGUUCAAAGAUUACAGUUCAUCAAGAUGGUCAAGUCACGUUUAUGGGUACUGCAAUUGAGAUGAAAGAUCUUCUUUCUGUAGUUGCUGACUCGUACUUGUCAGAACACAUGCGUAAGGGUGAAAAACAAUCUAUGGUUGUUCCACACUUCAGCAGGAUGAUUUUCAAUGAAGUAGAAGUUAGAAGUCAUUCCUCCACAUUGGAUAUUCACUCUACAUUGACUGUUCCUUUAAGAAGUCCUGAGAAAGUCGAAGUCAAGCCAACGCAAAAAAAGAACAAGAAAGCAGCCAGAGAGAGGGAUCUCUACAAGAAGAACUACUUACAUGCAUGUGAGAGUCUUCUCUCCUUAAUGGUUGACAAGAGGCAACACCGCAAAACCGCUAUUCUUUCUCUGAAGAAAUCUGGCCCUAAGCUUCCUGAGCUCCUCACACAAUUUUCUGUUGGCAUCGCUGGUACUGGCCUUGCUGUCCUGCUAUCUGUGAUCUGUAAGCUAGCUUGCGGAAGGGUUCCCUUUUGUGCAUUCAACACUGGGUUCGGAUUUGGGCUGGUUUGGCUUUCAUGGGGAGUUAAUAAGCUAAGGGAUACAAUUGUCAGCAUAAACAAGAAUGCAGGAAAGCUAGAGCUGAAAGAUGAGGACAUUAUUCAAAAGGUUGAUAAGAACCUAAGAGAGGUUUACUUCAGAGCUGUAGCAUUGCUAGCGGUGGCAGUGCUACGGUUUGCUUGAGUACUACCUCUGAAGACAUGAUCGCAUUGAGUUUGAAGGGCUGUAAGUGUCGCGGGGCCACUCAUUGGAACAACCAUUAUACCUGAUCAGUUGGAUGUCCAUGGCCAUGGCUUUUGGGGAAGUGAUAGCAAAGCAAUCUUGGUUUGAAACCAAAUGAAUCUUUGCUUGAUCUUGAAAGCACAAGAUUGUGGAUGAUUUGCUUGAUCAGCACUUGGAUGGUGGUGCACUUACGGUAUGGUUAGUACCUAGUUUCAAUAAUCAAAGCAAGCAACAUGCACUUUUGCUUGGUAUAAGGAUGGUUAGACAAAUUGUAAAGUGUACGUAAAAUUUUGUAAUAAAAUACUGUUUUGGUGAAAUUGUUGUCAGGUUUUCCCUGUAUACAUAAGCUGUAUGUCAGUACUACCAAUGGAUGCAUGUCUUUGCAUGGAUUAUCUCUACAAAAA
This is a messenger RNA of Cajanus cajan (pigeon pea), 1974 nucleotides long. Lineage: Eukaryota; Viridiplantae; Streptophyta; Magnoliopsida; Fabales; Fabaceae. The record is from RefSeq and is a predicted model, not a curated record.